This is a messenger RNA of Aureococcus anophagefferens, 1830 nucleotides long. RefSeq lists its product as hypothetical. The transcript has a single exon. Bases 1 to 1830 code for a protein of 609 amino acids. The record is from RefSeq and is a predicted model, not a curated record. Lineage: Eukaryota; Pelagophyceae; Pelagomonadales; Pelagomonadaceae.
AUGUGGCAACAGAUCAAAAUCGUGGAGACCAAGGGGAGAAGGGGCAAAGGGACCAAGACCAUCCAGUGGUAUGACAUCAGGCCGAACCCGUACGAGGUGACGCCGGCUCCCGCGCCGUAUGAGAUGAGCAGGCCGAACCCGGAGACGGUGACGGCGGCGAGGCCGAACCCGUACGAGUGGGCGCCGCCGGUCUCCGCGGCGGUCCAGAUGCAGCAGGUCCCCGCGGCGGCGGCGGUCCAGAUGAAGCAGAUCCAGGUCGCGGUGCCGCCCGGCGGCGCCAGCCAGCCGCUGGUCGAAUCGGCGACGUGCAAGUGGGCGCCGCCGGUCCCCGCGGCGGCGGCGGUCCAGAUGCGGCAGGUCCCUGCGGCGGUCCAGAUGGAGCAGAUCCAGGUCGCGGUGCCGCCCGGCGGCGCCAGCCAGCCGCUGGUCGAAUCGGCGACGUGCAUCUCCGUCGACGAGGUCUUUCCGUCGCUGCCCGCGAUGGUCGACAUCUUCGAGCGCGAUCUCGGCAUCGACGGCAAACUCAACGUGAAAGAGGCGGUCGACCGUGCGUGCGCAGAGCUCGGCGUCGACGCGACGCAGGGCGACCUGAUCCAGAAGGCGCAGCGGUGCUGGGAGCUGCUCGGCCGCCCCCCGGGCGGCGGCGCGGGCGCGGCGACGCGGACGUUGCGCUCCGGCGCGCAGCAGUCGGCCGUCGAGGGCCUCGACGGGCAGGCCGUAACUGACGACCCCUGCGGGGACGGCGACGUCUUGGAGAUCGCGCCGCGCGUCGCCCGCGCGCUCGAACCGUUCCAUCUGGCGAGGGGCAGCACGCUGCGGUGGGCGUUCCGCGUCGAGGCGUACGACCUCGGGUUCUCACUGCGACGGCGCGGAUUCAUGGGCGGCGGCGUCGAGACGGAUCUCGUCGAGGCGCAACGCUUCGGCGCCGUCGCCACCUUCACCGGCGAGUGGCGCGCCGACGCGGCGUGCCAGGUCCUCGCGGAGUUCGACAAUUCCUAUUCGGUGUUGCGGUCCAAGGUCGUCCGCUACCGAUUCCGGGUGGAGAAGCACCCCGCGUGGGCCCUGGAGAAGCCGAACGCGCCGCCGAGCGGCAUCGGCCGCGCCCCGCAUCUCGAGGCCCGCGGCGGCUUCGCGGCGCUGAGCGGACGCGGCGACGCGGCGACGCGGGCUCCUGGCGACGCGCCGCCCGACGAGUUCCGCGCGGGCGACCGCGUCGAGGCGCGGUACCGCGGCCGCGCCAAGCACUUCCCGGGCACCAUCGCGGAGGCCCGCGACGACGGGACCUACGACGUGCGCUACGACGACGGCGUGCUCGAGAAGCGCGUCACCGCGGACCUCAUGAUUCUCGUGGCCCGCGGCGGCGGCGGCUUCGCGGCGACGGACCAAAUUCUGGAGGCCCGCGGCGGCGGCUUCGCGGCGCUGAGCGGACGCGGCGACGCGGCGACGCGGACGUUCUACUCCAAAGCCAAGCAGACCGUCGUCGAGGACUUCGACGGCCAGACCUUCGCCGACGUCAUCGGGCGGGGCGGCGACGUCUUUGAGAUCCCGCCGCGCGUCGCCCGCGUGGCGGGGCGAUUCGAUCUGCCGAAGCACGGCACGCUGCGGUGGGAGUUCCGCGUCGAGGCGUACGACCUCGGGUUCCGGCUGCUCCGGCUGCAAAGCGGCGGCUUGGCGACGGACCUUGUCGACCCGCAGCGCUUCGACGGCGGCGCCACCGUCGCCGGCGAGUGGCGCGCCGACGCGGCGUGCCAGGUCGUCGCGGAGUUCGGCAAUACGCAUUGUGCUCUAUCCAAGACCGUCCGCUGCCGCUUCCGGAUGGAAGACUCGUAA